AUGCUCCAUCGCGAAGCCCCCAAGGCCCGCAGCAAGAACCUCGAAGAUAUCGCUCAGCUCGAAGAACAGGGUUUGCUGCGGAAGGUUGAAGAUAGCGAGGACAGUGGUAGCCCUCCGAGGUCGAGCUCUGUUGGUUCGACGGCGAGAAGACGGCGAGGAAAAGAUGAAGAUGGCGUUCGGUUAGAGAAAAUCGAGAUUGAUGAGCAAGUGCACAGCACUGGGCUUACAAGUAGGAGGGAUAAGGAGGCUUUUGCGUUGCUCGUGCUUCUUUGUGAAUUACAAGGCAUCCCCUUAGGUCUCACCUUCGGCACCCUCCCCUUCCUCCUCAAGUCCCACCUCUCAUACUCUCAGCUUGCCCUCUUCGCCCUCUCCACCUGGCCCUACUCUCUCAAGCUACUCUGGUCGCCCAUCGUCGAUGCGUGGUUUGUCAAGCGGUGGGGAAGGAGAAAGAGCUGGAUCGUGCCCGUGCAGGGUGUGGUCGGCGUGGGGAUGUGGAUCAUUGGGGGCAGGAUCGGAGAGUGGAUGGAGGCGGAAACCGUCGAUGUUAAGCUUCUGACGACCGUGUUCGGCUCUCUCAUCUUUGCAGCUGCAACGCAAGACAUCGCCGUGGACGGCUGGGCCCUUACUCUCCUAUCCCAACCCAACCUAUCAUAUGCCUCUACUGCCCAGACCAUUGGUAUCGGAAUCGGCAACGCCCUAUCGUUCACCGUCUUUCUUGCUUUCAACUCUGCCGACUUUGCCAACAAGUACUUCCGUGGAGGUAACAAGCUCGAUUAUGGUCUCAUCUCACUUGGUGGCUACUUGCGGUUCUGGGCCGUCGUAUUCAUCGUUGUCACCAUCGGCCUGGCGGUGUUCAAGACGGAAGACCCUGUCAGCGAUGAUGACCCCGAUAUGGAUGUGAAGAAGGUGUACAAGGUCAUGUGGAGCAUUGUACAACUGAAGAACAUCCAAUCAUUCCUCUUUGUCCACCUGAUCUGCAAAAUCGGCUUCCAAGUCAACGACUCUGUCACAUCCCUCAAACUCCUCGAAAAAGGUCUCUCCAAAGAAGACCUCGCCGUCGCCACCCUCCUCGAUUUCCCCGCCCAAAUGGCCGUCGGCUGGCUCGCCGCCAAAUGGUCCCGCCCGCCCCCCGCCUCACCCGUCGCCAACGAGGGCCGCAAAUCCGCCGGUGCCGACGCGCACGUCCUCAAACCCUGGCUCUACGCCUUCUGGGCCCGCCUGGCAAUGGCCACCAUUGCCACCCUCGUCGUCGCCGGUUUCCCCUCCUCCGGCGUCGGGUCCGGCUAUUUCAGCUUGAUCAUCGCUACGAUGCUCUUCAGCAGCUUGACCAGUACCGUCCAAUUCGUCGGUAUCUGCGCUUUCCACACCCAAAUCGCCGAUCCCCUCAUCGGCGGCACAUACAUGACGCUACUUAAUACCGUCUCCAACCUCGGCGGCACGUGGCCCAAACCGCUCAUCUUGCACUCUAUCGACGUCCUCACCGUCGCGUCCUGCUCCAUCCCCACUUUGCAUGCCUACUCCCCCGGUGCCUCUGCGGCGAGCCCAUUAAGCAAGGUGGGGCUAGAAGCGACGUAUGGAGAGUGUGUGAGCGAGGCGGGGAAGCAUGCGUGUGCCGAUGUGGGGGGAGAGUGUGUAGUGGCGAGGGAUGGGUAUUAUUUGAUGAGUGCUGUUUGUGUGACGUUGGGGGCUGGGUUGUUGAUUGUGUUCAUCUUGCCGAUGGUGCGGCGACUCGCAUCUUUGCCGAUGUCUGCUUGGAGGGUCAAGAUUCCCAAUUAG
Cryptococcus wingfieldii CBS 7118 is the source of this 1776-nucleotide messenger RNA. RefSeq lists its product as hypothetical. Gene Ontology annotation, cellular component: membrane. The coding region runs from base 1 to 1776 and encodes 591 amino acids. The record is from RefSeq and is a predicted model, not a curated record. The transcript has 6 exons. Lineage: Eukaryota; Fungi; Basidiomycota; Tremellomycetes; Tremellales; Cryptococcaceae. Gene Ontology annotation, molecular function: acetyl-CoA transmembrane transporter activity.